CACAAACAUUGAGUACCAGAAGUUUGGAGCUGCACCCUAUUUUCAGAGACAAAACUACCAUUCAUCACUCAGAUACGUUUACAGCACCAGACUCCCAGGGAACGACAGGAGAAAGGAGCCACAAUCAAAUAAAUCAAGACCCAUUCAACACUGAAUUUACCAAGACACUGACAAAAAGCAGCCCACGCUUUGGGGCCUUGAGUCACCACUCAUUCUUCUCCCGGCACAACCCUCAUCCACACCAGGUGACACAUAUUCAAGGACUCAAUGGCAGGCCAAUUUGCAUGGUACGAGAUGACUGGUGUGUCACCUCAUCAUUAUUUCCUCAUCCACUUCUCAAGAGCCACGUCCUCAGGAAAUCACCCGGGCCCGCUUUUACCUUCCCACUCACUCAAAACCUCCAUGCAGUCAGCGGAAACAAUAACAAAUCAGCACUGUUUUCAGAAGCCUGGAGGGAUGAACUUAAAGAACUUGUUGCAAAAGUCAAUCUGUCUUUUCGAGCACAAUUGGGAAAAAAUGAGGACCAACCUGAGGAUGAAUUUGUGCACCAAAAGACUCAGUAUUCAGCUGAUACUGGGAGAAUCAUCCCUCCAUCCAGCAAGUCUUACCUGCACAGAUUUCAUUCCCAGCACCUAAAGUAUCCUCAACCCUUCCAGGAUCAAGAACUCACGGUUUUGGAGCUGCUCUGUCAGAUCCUGCAGACAGACUCGCUGUCCACAGUGCAGCAGUGGCUUCUGCUUGCAGGCCAAAGAGAGAAGGACCUUGUGAUGGGGAUGCUCAGACGAGCUCUGGACGCCGUCGACCUCUCAGGCCGUCGUAACCAGCGAACCUUCCAGCAGCUCCAGGCUUUUCAUCCAGGUGCAUCUCCACCAGCGUACAGUCCAUCAUUUGACCAGCCGUGGAGAAAACCCUGGAGAACGAGCUCAUACAAAGCGAAUCCGAAUUCCGGCGAUGACAAACCAGGUAACUCAACACUUCCUCUGUUCCUUGUGUGCCUCAGUUUGCUGUUUAUUAUGAACACAACAUUUUUUGCUCCUUCUUUUAUUGCCAUGAUUGAGUAUUUUUUUAUGCAGUUGCCUCUUAUGUGCAUCCUUGGAUUAAGUAACAUCGCUCUGUCUUAUACGAUACAAUCAAUUUUAAGUUUGACGUUUUUUAGCAUCAAUCUUUUUGAUGAAACCAGAGGAAACCCUGAGAAUCAAUAAAAUCCUUCAGCCAGCUCCUCUUUUGAAAUGUUCAUUGUCUUCCUGUCAAAUUUUCUUGAUUGAUUUGUCCAUUGUAUUUUUUUUCUUAAAGGGUGUAGACUAUGCAGUUUCACAAUAAUCACAAAACAGUCAGAGCAGUGGUCCUGCAGUCUUUCUCACUGCGCAAUAUCUGUCUGUAUCGUAUCUGCAUGGAUAAUAAUGUACAAUGUAGACAAAAUGCUGCCUCUUUUGCAUUAUACAGUAUGUCAUUGAUUCAAUGAUCUGUAUCUAUGAUAAUAUGUAGCUGCAGAAAAAGAGCACUUUUCUGAUCUAGUGCAAGUAAGAACUAAACAUUCACAAAACAACUGCUGAUUGCAUAAUGAGUUUCCAUUCUUUUCAGAGUAGAGCAGGUGGCAAAUGUAAAAGUGCUGUCCCUAUAGGAAUCUGACUGGAGUGUCUCUUUGCAGAGAGGAUUGGAGAUGCAGAGGUCCUUGAAAUCCAUGCAGGACCUCAGGAUCAUCCUCAGAAUCCUGCACUUCAGAGUGCAUAAAGUCGUUUUGACUGUGCUGAUAACUGCAGUAUGAUAAUUUUGUUUAUUGCUCCCAUGAUCACAGGUUAUUCUUAGCAUGUUUGCUUUAUACCUCGAUAUUUCUGUGUGCACAUGCUGCUUUCAUCAGAGGACUUCACCAGAUUGCUUUUCAUUUGCACUUCAUUAACACCAUAUAUUGUAGCUGUAAUAGUGUUGCCCCAUGCUGCGGAUGAUGUCAUAUUAUCUAUCAGCUGUCUGACGUAGUCUGGCACCAUAUUAGGCAACGUUGUAUGAACUGUUGCUUGAUGUGAAUUAAAAUUUCAAAUUGGAUUUUUAAAAAUGAUUUUGUGCACCUAAACAUGAUCUAAUCGAACUAAAAAUGCCAAAAUCAAAGUAGAAAUGCAUAUUGCAUUAUAACAUUGUUGACUUUGUUUCCAGACAGAAAGUUAUAAGUUGCAAUGCAUUUAGCAACACAGUGUCACUUAGGAUGCUAAAUGGUGCACCUGGAAUAGCAAACCUACCUUGCUAAAUGCACAUAGAUCUGCAGCAGGACAGAUGAUCUUAUUUCCUUUGAAAAAUAUGAAGUCCAAAAGUAUAAUUAACAUGAUUUUAAGUAGAGACUUCUCUUGAGAAAUGUGAACUUGAAUUCAUGCAUAAAGCAUGGCACACAUUAGCAUAAUUCUGUAUGAUGGAGGAACCUUUUUCCCUUCCUUACUCUGUGUCCCUUCUGUUGUGGAUAAAAUGCUGAAUGUCUUCAGUAAUGCCUGUACAGUACAGGAGCACAGCUGUGAACAGAAGUUUACAUACACUCUGAAAGACAAUGUAGAUCAUGACAGCCUUGAGUUUCCCAUGACUCCUACAACUCUUAAUUUUCUAGAAUGGAAUGACUGAAACACACGCAUCACAAAAAGCAAUCGGGCAUUUUGGGGUUUUCACUGAUAUGGCUAAGUCUGCUGAGUCAAAAAUAUACAUACAGCAAUUCUAAUUUUGGAUUCAGUGUUCCUUUGCCCAUUUUGUUUUUACCUCAGUUUGUUAUACUUGCAAACAACUGAUUGCACAGUUGAUUUUGUAAUCUGAAACAUCUUUGAAAUGGCUCCAAGUGACUUUCCUCACUUGUUGAAGUCGAGAUUUGUUGUUUCAUAUCUGUACUCUGCUCCUUCGACUUUGAGUCUAUCAAAUGGGUUGUAAUUAAGUUGACUCGGGGAAGCAGCUGUAGUCAGUCAUAAUCACUCAUGAAAAUUUAAGAGGCCAUGGCACUUUCAAUUGAUUCCCACAGCUUUCUACAUCACUAGAACUGAUAAUUCAAGUAGCUGUAUGUAUAUUUUUGACCCAGCAGAUUUUGUCAUCGUUCCAGAAGACCUAUAAUAUAUCUUUGAAUGAACCAAAAUGUAUGAUUGUUAUUUGUGACAAAGAUGCAUGUGUUUCAAGGUCUUUACAAGUGAAUGUAAACUUUUGUUCACGAUUAUUUAUGACAUUGCAGAUCAGGUUACAUUCAGCCAGAUAUUAUCAAGAUUAGACCUCUUCAUGUAGCUGACUCAGAUUUCCCAGUCAGCACAUGAAGGACAGAAGGACAGAGGGACAGAGGGACAGAAGGACAGAAGGACAGAGGGACAGAAGGACAGAAGGACAGAGGGACAGAGGGACAGAAGGACAGAGGGACAGAGGGACAGAGGGACAGAAGGACAGAGGGACAGAGGGACAGAAGGACAGAGGGA
Molecule: messenger RNA, 3425 nt
Organism: Amphiprion ocellaris (clown anemonefish)
Lineage: Eukaryota; Metazoa; Chordata; Actinopteri; Pomacentridae
Product: protein TBATA-like
Exons: 8
Coding region: 285-1202 (305 amino acids)
Source: RefSeq, a predicted model, not a curated record